AUGAAGUUCAACGAGGUCGUCCAGAGCCGUGAAUGGGACGAAGAGGAAGGAUUGUGGCAUGUCUCUGUGCGUAAUGCGCUCACAGGCCAAAUCAUCAACGAUACCUGCCACGUCCUCAUUGGAGCCAAUGGUCUGCUCAACUCGUGGAAGUACCCUCCGGACGCCAACGUGCAGGACUUUAGAGGACGGCUCAUCCAUACGGCAAGGUGGCCUGACGAUUAUGGGCCGGAGCAGUGGGCCAAUGAUCGAGUGGCAGUUCUAGGCUCCGGAGCAUCGGCCAUCCAGGUAGUGCCCACAAUACAGCCGCACGUCAAGCACUUAGAUGUCUUCGUUCGAACGCCAGUCUGGUUCGCAGAGAUUGCGGGGCACUCUGGCGAAAACACCGAUUACGCACCUGAAGAGCGCGAGAGACUCCGGAAUGACACAGAAGCUCUGGUGACAACAGCCAAAUCAAUCGAGGACGGGCUUAAUGGGAUUCAGGGAAUCAAAGCAAUGAUGACCUCCAGUGCAGAAUCCCAGAUGGUCCGGAAGCUGUUCCAGACCAGAAUGAGAGAGUACCUGACCGACGACAAGAUCUAUCGACCGCUUCUGCCCGACUUCGCUGUCGGCUGUCGUCGUCUGACACCCGGGAAUCCGUUCAUGAAAGCUAUCCAGAAGCCGAACGUCUCGCUGCACAAAGCUGCUGUCAACCAGGUCCGUGGCAGCACCGUCAUCGGUGACAACGGAGAUGAGGUCGAGGUCGAUACGUUGACAUGCGCUACAGGAUUCGAUGUCGGCUACGUGCCCAAGUACAGAAUGCAAGGCCGAGGGGGCAUCACAUUGCAAGACACUUCACCAGGAAUCAGGUCAUGGAGGGUGGUGAUCUAUCACCGUACAUUACUUAUGACGGACUGGAGAAGAAGUUCUACUCUGUCAAGUCUUCGGUCAAGGAGAAUGGGAGGCCCUCGGGAAGGCGUAGCUUGGUCAAUGAGGGUCCUAGCUAGACAGAGGAGUAUCGUGAGAGCGUAG
Molecule: messenger RNA, 1008 nt
Organism: Fulvia fulva
Lineage: Eukaryota; Fungi; Ascomycota; Dothideomycetes; Mycosphaerellales; Mycosphaerellaceae
Product: FAD-binding monooxygenase moxY
Exons: 3
Coding region: 1-1008 (335 amino acids)
Source: RefSeq, a predicted model, not a curated record